AUGAAUAAUAAAUUCUUGGUUCUCGAAUCUGCCAUCAGUGAUGUGCGAGGAGGGCAGCAAGACAUCGUAAGGUCUCUCUCUUUCUUGGAAGAAAAGUACGAAGAGAUGAAAGUAACAACGGAGCGACUUGAGAGAGAGAAUAAGGGACUACAGAAUGAGAACCAGGCACUUAAGAAAAGGGUGGAUGACCUUGAUCGUCAAGUUCAGGACCUCGACCAAUAUCAUAGGAGGCAAAACCUUGAGAUCGCUGGGAUUCCAGAAGAGAAGCAGGAGAACCCAGCAGAUGUAGCAUUGAUCAUCUCCAAAAGGAUCGACCCAGAUAUCACCGCUGGCGACAUCGAUAUCGCACACGGCCUCGGAGCACCGAAACCGUCUGCCAAGCAUCCAAGACCAAUAAUUGUCAGGUUUACUAAUCGAAGAGCUAGGAAUGCUGUCUAUGAUGGUAGGAAACAUCUACGGGGCACAACUUCUGCGGAUCUUGGAAUCAACCUUCGCAGCACUUUGAAGAUCUACGUCAACGAGAACCUCGUCGGUGCUACAAGAGAGCUGCUAGGACUCGCCAAUGGAGCUAGAAAAGAUGCUGGGUACAAGUUCUUGUGGACUUACAAUGGAAAAAUAUAUGUCAGGAAGGACGAGAAAUCAGCUCCUGUCAUCAUACUCUCGAAAGAAGAUAUUUCGAAGCUGAAAUAA
This is a messenger RNA of Lytechinus variegatus (green sea urchin), 690 nucleotides long. RefSeq lists its product as uncharacterized. The record is from RefSeq and is a predicted model, not a curated record. Bases 1 to 690 code for a protein of 229 amino acids. Lineage: Eukaryota; Metazoa; Echinodermata; Echinoidea; Temnopleuroida; Toxopneustidae. The transcript has a single exon.